Suricata suricatta (meerkat) is the source of this 2532-nucleotide messenger RNA. It is a transcript of the gene AP5M1, whose product is annotated as adaptor related protein complex 5 subunit mu 1. Gene Ontology annotation, cellular component: cytosol; AP-type membrane coat adaptor complex; late endosome. The record is from RefSeq and is a predicted model, not a curated record. NCBI's taxonomy places the organism in Eukaryota, Metazoa, Chordata, Mammalia, Carnivora, Herpestidae. Gene Ontology annotation, biological process: endosomal transport. The coding region runs from base 367 to 1872 and encodes 501 amino acids. The transcript has 9 exons.
GCUGGCGAGGGAAGCCGGCAGCCGGCGAACCGCAGAGAGACUGGGUGCUGGGCCGAGUGAGGAAUCGUGAUCCUUGCGGGCCACCGUCCCGGAAGUGGCCUCCAGGGGAAGAAAGUACCGGGGUUGCUGGGGAGGAAUAUUUCUCGAGAUUCUAGGGGAGGAUUCGCGGAACUUUUGUGCCCUGUGUUGGUAGGACGGACUCAAGAGGUUUUAGUCCGAAGAGCCAGCAUCUCUGCGGAGCCCGACCUGUUUAUGAUUGGGCAGAAGGUGGCUCACGUUGAGUGAGUUCUUUUAGAAAUCCAUCUGAAAAGCCGGUCGUUUUUCCGCGGAGACUUCAGGGAUGAGCUAAUGCUUUAGUGGCUUAUCAUGGCCCAGCGAGCAGUGUGGCUCAUAAGCCACGAGCCGGGAACUCCAUUGUGUGGCACCGUCAGAUUUUCCAGAAGGUAUCCAACUGUUGAAAAACGAGCAAAAGUCUUCAAUGGAGCAAGUUAUGUACCUAUUCCUGAAGAUGGUCCCUUUCUUAAAGCACUGCUCUUUGAACUUAGAUUAUUGGAUGAUGAUAAGGACUUCAUAGAGAGUCGUGAUAGCUGUUCACACAUCAAUAAAACAUCCGUCUAUAGACUCCUCAUAGGAGGUGGAGAACUUUGGCCAGUUGUUGCUUUUCUGAAGAAUAACAUGAUAUAUGCUUGUGUUCCACUUGUUGAGCAAACUUUAUCCCCUCGUCCACCAUUAAUUAGCAUUAGUGGAAUUUCACAAGGCUUUGAGCUUCUUUUUGGGGUACAGGACUUUUUAUACUUGAAUCAAAAAAAUGACACUGAGCUAAAUACAAAAUUGAACCAGUUGCCUGAUUUGCUUCUACAAGCUUGUCCCUUUGGAACUUUGUUGGAUGCCAACUUACAGAAUUCAUUGGAUAGUAUUAAUUUUGCUUCUGUGAUGCAUUCACAAAAACAGCCAGCCUGGAAAGUUGGAACAUACAAAGGAAAACCACAAGUUUCUAUUUCUAUCACUGAAAAGGUAAAAUCCAUGCAAUAUGAUAAACAGGAUAUAGCAGAUACAUGGCAGGUCGUUGGAACUGUCACUUGCAAGUGUGAUUUAGAAGGAAUCAUGCCAAAUGUUACCAUCAGCUUGAGUCUUCCCACCAAUGGAUCUCCACUUCAGGAUAUUCUAGUUCAUCCUUGUGUGACUUCUCUGGACUCUGCCAUUCUGACUUCUAGUAGCAUUGAUGCGAUGGAUGAUUCUGCAUUUAGCGGACCUUACAAAUUUCCAUUCACACCUCCCUUAGAGUCAUUUAACUUAUGCUACUAUACUUCCCAGGUCCCUGUCCCACCAAUUUUGGGUUUUUAUCAAAUGAAAGAGGAAGAAGUACAAGUAAAAAUAACAGUUAAUUUAAAACUUCAUGAAAGUGUGAAAAAUAACUUUGAAUUCUGUGAAGCUCAUAUACCUUUUUAUAAUAGGGGUCCAAUCACACAUGUGGAAUACAAAGUUAGUUUUGGCCAGCUUGAAGUAUUUCGAGAGAAAAGCUCAUUGAUCUGGAUUAUUGGACAGAAAUUCCCAAAAUCAAUGGAAAUUAGUCUUUCUGGAACUGUAACUUUUGGAGCCAAAAGUCAUGAGAAGCAGCCAUUUGAUGAGAUUUGCAUUGGAGGUACAGCAUAUUUAAAGCUUCAUUUUAAGAUCUUAGAUUAUACACUCACUGGUUGUUAUGCGGAUCAGCAUUCAGUUCAAGUUUUUGCAUCAGGAAAACCAAAAAUAAGUACACUUUCAGAACAUGACUACCACUUUGUGCAACUCUACCGGAAACUAAUUUCUUCUGACUAUUACAUCUGGAAUUCUAAAGCUCCUGCUCCAGUAACAUAUGGAUCAUUAUUACUGUAAUUAUCUCAUGUUUAAAUAGGAUUUAUAUAAUGAUAACAUAGCUUAAAUCAUUCAUCUUUUUUAAUGUGUUUGCAUAUAACCUAUGAAUGAAAAAAAACCGAGUGAUUUACUUAUAAAAUGCUCUUGUUUAAUGUUUUUAGACUGACAUAGUUCGAAAGAACAUUUUAAAGGCUAAUGCCUCCUAUUUUGUUACCCUUUAAUUUUAUUCAAAUGAAAUUCAGAGUAUGAAACAGUCAUGAUUCACUGUAAGCUUAUUUUAGACUGGUCCUGGGUCACCUUACCAUACACGUUCUUUCCUGUCCCUGUGGCAGACAUGGCCAAUCAGUUGCAGCUUUCUUGCUCCACUGAGCCUUCCUGGAUGUGGGCUCAGGCUCUUCAUUGCAGAGGUGCAGGCAGUCACGACUAAGGGAUUGUAGAUGACGUGCAAGAUAAAAAACUCUUUACCCUGUCAAACCUGAGUAGUAAGCUGCUAGUACAAUGUGUUGUUAUGGAAAGCCAGGUAGCAACCAGAUAACACAUCAGAAACCACUGUAAAUGAUUUUGGGGGGGGCGCGGGGGGAGGAGAAGACAGUCAAUGACAACAAAGGAAUAUUGUUUAAAUUGUAACCUAUUCUUAAUCAGAACUAGCUUAUUGACUAAUAAAGAAUCUGGAUAAUUCUA